This is a messenger RNA of Eucalyptus grandis, 781 nucleotides long. RefSeq names its product metallothiol transferase FosB. NCBI's taxonomy places the organism in Eukaryota, Viridiplantae, Streptophyta, Magnoliopsida, Myrtales, Myrtaceae. The transcript has 3 exons. The record is from RefSeq and is a predicted model, not a curated record. Bases 129 to 641 code for a protein of 170 amino acids.
UAUUCUUUUUUAGCUGUUCAUCUGGUCUUCGUCUGAUCACUUUUUUCACAACGCCAUUUCGUUUCAAAUCUUGAAAUCAUUUCGAUUCGAUCUCGCACAGAUAAUAAUUCUUCCCGGGGCUGAAUUUGAUGGAAAAUCCUCUGCAACUCAAGUCGUUGAACCACAUCUCGCUGGUGUGUCGGUCCUUGGAGAGGACGGUGGAUUUCUACCAGAAAGUCCUCGGCUUCGUCCCAGUCAGGCGACCCGGAUCCUUUGAUUUCGAGGGCGCAUGGCUGUUCAACAAUGGAAUUGGGAUCCACCUGCUUCAAGCCGAAGACCCUCAUCAAAUGCCCGCUGCCGGUGGAAUCAAUCCCAAGGACAACCAUAUUUCUUUUCAGUGUGAGAGCAUGGCGACGGUGGAGAAGAAGCUAGAGGAGAUGGAGAUAGAGUACGUGAAGAGCAGGGUAGAGGAAGGGGGGAUCUACGUUGAUCAGAUCUUCUUCCACGAUCCCGACGGGUUGAUGAUCGAGGUCUGCAACUGCGACAUCCUCCCCGUCAUCCCCCUUGACGGUGGCGCUCCAGUUCUCCAGUGUUCCCGCAUGAAUUGCAAUCUCAAGCACCACGUUCAGCAACAGCAGCAUCCGACUACCGUCACACUAUGAAUUUGUGUCUCUUUCGACAAUAAUGAAAGUACACAAAGGAUAAGGCAAAGCCGAAAUUUUUUGUUUCUAAGGUUGGAAUUCUAAUCAUUGUUUUCCCAUUCCAUGUGAACCGAAUACGUGAUUAAUUUGAUGUCAACUUA